Dermacentor andersoni is the source of this 3252-nucleotide messenger RNA. RefSeq names its product homeobox protein CDX-1-like. Gene Ontology annotation, biological process: embryo development; anterior/posterior axis specification; regulation of transcription by RNA polymerase II. The record is from RefSeq and is a predicted model, not a curated record. Gene Ontology annotation, cellular component: nucleus. Gene Ontology annotation, molecular function: RNA polymerase II transcription regulatory region sequence-specific DNA binding; DNA-binding transcription factor activity, RNA polymerase II-specific. NCBI's taxonomy places the organism in Eukaryota, Metazoa, Arthropoda, Arachnida, Ixodida, Ixodidae.
UGUGUCUGCAAGUGAAUGGCAAAGCUACGUAAACAUAUGUUCGCAGCGCGAGCACAGCCAACUUAAAUGUCGGUAUUUGUCAUUGGUUCCAUAAACCGUGGGGACUGCCGUAUUCCGCCAUAUAGCGAAAUUUUGAAAGGGCCGCAUUUUGAGCUAAUCAGAGAUGCCGUAGCAGCCCUCUGGGCCAAUCAAACCUGACAAGAUGACGAAUUCGACAGUGUGGUGGAAUUUGACAAUGUUUAGAAUAGUACCCCCGGAGUUUGUUUCAUCUGUACACUGCCAAGCCAUGCAUGGAAGUCAGCUUUCUGAUAUCCUUGAAAAUUGAGGUAUGUAGUCGCUGUAUCCUGCUGCUAUGCAUCUGCAUGGGCGUAGAAAGAAAGAAAGAAAGAAAGAAAGAAAGAAAGAAAGAAAGAAAGAAAGAAAGAAAGAAAGCAGGCAAUAAGCAAGCACAGGAUUGAACGGCGAGAUAUGGAAAGGAACUUGGAAGACGUGAUGUUAAGUGACAAAAUCGGCGACAGUAUAGAUUAGAGAACGUGUAUAUGAUAUUGUAGUUGAGAUCAACAGGGGAAAGUAGAGGUCAACAGGCCACGUGAUGCGUAGAAGAGAUAAGCUGCUCAAAGAAGGAAAACGCAAGGGGGUGCAGAGGAGGCAGAUGUAGAAUGAUGAGGUUGAAGCGGAAUAGGGUCAAAUCAGAGAAUUGGGGAAUAAUUAUUUGUCCUUUGCCGAACUUAAAAUAAAAAAAAGACCGAUGGCAGCAUAACGCGUCUCGAAAUAAAUGUUGUCCAUUCGUGCCCUCUGACAUCUAUCGCUAUGUGGUCCCAUAUCGCUGCACACAGGCCGCGGGCCAUUUAGUAAAAUCAGGUCGCCGAGAAACGGAAAAGAGUCAAGCGUCGCGGCUCACCUCGUCCAGUUCAGUGAAGGGGCCCCCGACACGAGCCUCACCUCGUCUGUCACGCUGUCGUCAAGAAGAACGCUAACUCGCACAACUAUACGUCCACACCUUGUUGACUUCCCAACGCGAUAAAAAAAAAAAAAAAACGACAGUAUAUACUAGAAGCGAAGCUCGAGAAACGCGAGGGCGCCUCGUUUAGGGAAGCCCCGUCUAUAGUGUGCGUGCGCGAAAUGACGCGGGUCAAACGACUACUGCGGAGAAGGGGGUGUCACCGGAAAGGAUCAUCGACGCUGCAUACGGUAAAACAAUAAACGCGGGCGGCGGCCCGUUGUGUGUGCUCUUCGAUACAGCGCCCGCGGCCCAGCGCCAGCUCGCGCGGACCCGCGCGGGCAGCCGCCGCAGGCCCCGGGAGUCGGGGCCUCUCAUCUCUCGCCUUCCAACCGCGGACGGGCCCCCCGUAAAUCAGGCGCGCAAGCAGCGCCUCGCCGCGCCGCCGUCGGCGCGAUCGUCCCGCGAGGCGGUACGCGCGGGUCCGGCCCACGGCCUGGGCGGUCCCCCCGUAGGCGGGGUCCAAUGGGCCCGCUCGGCCUUCCGGCGCCGCUCACCGCCACCGCUCUCCGGCAGCAGAGCGCACCAUGUUCCCGGCGCGGCAGGAAGUUGGGCCCGCGGCGGCGGCGGCCGCCUUCCAAUACGCGGCGGCCACCUGCUACCCGACCAGCUGCUCGCCGCCCCCGCAGUACGCCGGCUUCGGACCCGCCGUGCACGGGGGCCUGGUGGACGCCGUCGACUGGACCGGGGGAGGCUACCGCUACGACGACUGGGCCACCCUGCAACAGCAGCAGCAGCAACAGCCCACGGCGCAGGGCCUGUACGGAGGCUACGCGGCGGUGCCCGAACCCCCGACCACGAGCCCGGACUCCGGCCUGGCCCCGUCGGACCUGAGCGGCGGCACGCCCUCGCCGGGACUCGUGCAGCCGCAGCCGGUGUCCAGGCCGGCGCCGGCGCGGUCGCCCUACGAGUGGAUGAUGAAGCCCUCGUACCAGGUGCAGCCGAACCCCGCCGCCCGAUGUGCCCUCAACGGCGUCUGUGUUGCCAUCCCGUUUUCGGGAGUGGACGAAGCGGGCAAAACCCGGACCAAGGACAAGUACCGCGUCGUGUACAGCGACCACCAGCGGCUGGAGCUGGAGAAGGAGUUCCACUACAGUCGGUACAUCACCAUUCGGCGCAAGGCGGAGCUAGCGGCAAUGCUGGGCCUAAGCGAGCGGCAGGUCAAGAUCUGGUUCCAGAACCGGCGCGCCAAGGAUCGCAAGCAGGCCAAGAAACAGGAGGAGAUGCUGCACCGAGAGCUGGUCAAGGCAGAGCCCGUUCCUACCGCCACGUUGCCGCCUUUCUCGGCGGCGGCGGCGCCCACCGACGGCUACUCAUAGUACAUGCACGCCGUGGACACACCCUCCCUCUCUGCCGCGGGCGGCCCUUGCCAACGUAUAGUUUCGUACGAAGACCGCUAGGAGAGAAAUCUGGCGCUGGUGUACGUGCGGGGCACCGACGUUACAAUGAACUAUUCUAGUUCAGUGUACCGACGUCGCGUUUCAAAUCCGCCUGCAAGGGGUUUAAAGGUGGGAAUAAGCAGACGGUACGUGGAUUUUCCUCGUCAUUCACCAUAGGGCGCGGAAAAGGAGUUGCUGAGGGAAGAUAACGAUCUCGAAAUAAGAAUGAGCACAGACUCGGCGUAGUCGAAAGCAAAUUUUCCGCUAUGCAGACGACAAGAGCCCGUGUAUCGGCUGGUGAGUUCAUUACGGCUUUUCGCUCUAGAUGGGAAGUUCAACUCGGUAGGAUGAAGAGUCAAAAUUAGCAGGUGUGUUGUUUCAUUAUGCAUGCAAGCAUUCCGAGGCUGAUUUAGCGUGCACUCUCGGUGAAGCCAAGCCGAAAGAAAGAAAAUUGUUGCGCCUGCCUACGGUUACCGUAACGAGUGAACGACUGCACGGCCAGGCUGUUUUCAAGUAAUCUUUGUACGAAACUAUAAGUUUCUCCACGGACGCGCAGGCCAACGGGGCUCAUCGUGCAAUGGACAAUGUGCGCACCUUUCGAGAUGGCGCCGUGGUGGAGAACAGGACUCUUAUUCUGUGCACGGACACGUGGUGCCACGGACUACAAAUUACGGCGUGUUUAUACGGACCACUUUAUGGGCACGCGAUGACUUGUGUGGCGACCUCUGAGCACUGUUCUUUGCAUGUGGCAGCGGACAACCGACAGUGCGCGAACGUGCGCCUCACCACGAGGCAGUGCUGUGCGCAGUUCCAUCGGGUAAUAACGUUUUUGUUUUCAGUGUUUGUGAAACUAAAUGCAGUUUGCGCUCAUUA